UGCUAGAAGCACUUGUCCAUCCUCUUGAAGACAUGAAUUGAAGUAUCACAGUAGCACGAUGUAAGAUAGCUACAGUGUUGAAUCUCUAUCCUGUGAAUGGGGAAAUUGAGUUAUGGAGCACAUAGAAAGCCUAAUAUAUAACAUAAUAUUGCCAAUUAUAGUCAUAAAGUAUCAUGAAUUGUAAGUGGUAGAGAUGUCAGUGAUGCUAAAAUGUGAAAUAAAGAGCAAGAUAGGCACAGCGGCACUGGCCUGCAAUCCUACCUACUGGAUAAUAAUAAUAUAUAACUAGUUUAUAACAGCAAUUAGAGUAGGAUUUAAAUCCAAGCUGAGUUAAAUCUAUUGGGUGUUCUGUUAUGCAGACGGGCUACUCUGAGGAAGGAUGAAACUUGUGCUAAAGCACUUACCUGAAAUGGGACGGCCAUGCACUGUAUCCCUAGCAUAUCAAAUGAACACUUGAGUAGAAAAAUAAGUACAUAAUAAAAUCCCAGUUACUUCUCUUACAUUAGAAGGAAAUGAAGUUUGCUAUCUAGUAUUUAGAGUUGAAUGUGCCUUCUAUGAUAAUCUGUAAUUUCCUAAAAUGUCCUCUCAAUUUGUAGGACGUCACUCCAUUACAUGUGUGCCCACAACCACCCAGACGUCGUAAAACUGCUGUUAAGCAAAAAGGCCUUAAUAGAUGUCCGGGAUGAUGAAGGCUGCACACCCGUGAUUAAGGCCACACAGAGGGACAACAUGGAGUGUAUGUCCAUAUUACUCUUUGAGGGUGCAGAUCCCCACCUGCGUGAUUCCAAUGGGAACACAGCCCUGCACCACGCUGUUUCAAGGGGCAACAAGUCAACUGUAAGAAAACUUUUGGAUUACAAGUCGGACAUAGAAGCAAAAACUGAGUAUGGCUUGACACCAUUGAAACUUGCAUUAUUUGAACAACAAGAGGAAAUGGCACAAUUCUUAAUACUGAAUGGAGCAAAUGAACCUUUGGAGCUUCAGUCAUAUAGUGAACACGCAUCUUCAGAGAGGGCAAAACACAAUAAGAAAAAGCACGUCACGUUCAAUCAAGAAAUACAUUAUAGUACUGACCCAGGGCCUCUCUGCAGUGGAGAAAGACCAUCACAACCGUUAAAAUCAAUACUGAAGACAUCUGUUCCAAUCCAUUCAGUUACUGGAAGAGUUAAAGAAAGACAUCCACUGUGGCUCCCUGUAAAACCUGAUCCUCUCACACCUGUCCCAGAGGAUAAUGGAACUCCAUCUCUUCCUAUGGUAAAGUGAUCCUUUGUGAAAUUCAUUUUCUUAUGAAUGUUGUCAAAAUGCAGUAGUAGUCUACCUCCCUCAGUUUUGUAUGAAAAUUUGGCCAGAGAAAAAUAUUUUGUUGGUGUGAACCAUCACUUGAUAACUUGUAAGUGAGCAAUAAGUCCUUGUAGGUAGUGGUGACCCAAUAAAGGAAUGGACUGGAAAGACAGUGAUAAGAAGACAAAGGUCAGUCCUCACGGAUUGAUUAGAUGUUUCAUGUUUGACCAAGGAUGUUGUGCAGAAAUAAAUACACCUUAG
Peromyscus leucopus (white-footed mouse) is the source of this 1542-nucleotide messenger RNA. Its product is annotated as ankyrin repeat domain-containing protein 7-like. The record is from RefSeq and is a predicted model, not a curated record. NCBI's taxonomy places the organism in Eukaryota, Metazoa, Chordata, Mammalia, Rodentia, Cricetidae. The coding region runs from base 613 to 1263 and encodes 216 amino acids. The transcript has 8 exons. Gene Ontology annotation, molecular function: protein binding.